AUGUUGGGGAACUUGAGCUGCCAUUUGAUUGCAAAUAUGGCCUCCAACGACGAAAGGAAAAAAGAGUCUUUGUGUCUCUUGCAGAUCACGGAUCCAUUGCCAGUUCCUGCAUCGAGAAGAUCUGUAAAUAUGAUCCCAACGGGAACAAGAUCUAAUCGUUUAGCCAGCGACAAAACCUUCUCUUCGUCUUCCCAGUUCUGCAAGAUUAAACCAUCCUCCUGGUCAACUUGA
Messenger RNA from Ogataea philodendri, 231 nucleotides. RefSeq lists its product as uncharacterized. Lineage: Eukaryota; Fungi; Ascomycota; Pichiomycetes; Pichiales; Pichiaceae. Bases 1 to 231 code for a protein of 76 amino acids. The transcript has a single exon. The record is from RefSeq and is a predicted model, not a curated record.